AUGUUCUCUCUCUCUUCCGGCCUCCACCUUCCCGAUGGCCCAACUCCUAGUGGUUCCCCGCCUAUCUCCCUCCGUACUAGCACGCCCCUGUCUUCAGCCUCUCUCGGCCCACCUGAUUUAUCUGGACCGGUGACAUUUAGUCCCAGCCAAGACACUAUGGCCUAUUCCACACCUACAAGCUAUUACCGAGACACCAACUCCUCCAGUGACUUAGGCCAGCAAGCAAGAAAUUGCAGGGCAGAUAUCACACCAAGUCGACCGUAUUUGCCGACGCUAACGUCACCAGAAUCCUCUAUGCAAUUAAGUCAUACGAGUUGCGAAAGCGCUUUAUUAACUCCCAAGAGGCCCAGCCCCACUUUGAAGAGUCUGAUGCAUCAAAAACUGUCGAAUUUCAGCGAUAUCGUGCAACGAAAGGAGGAUAAAAGAGAACAUGAAGACUACGACGAGGAAGAGGGCAGGGAGGACUGUAACGAGAAGGAAGAUGACAAAGAAGGGAAGUUGGAAAACGGAAGAGCAAAGAGAUUUAAAUAUGAAAAGGCUCGAUCAUGCGAACUUCGUUGCCAGGUGAGCAAUGGAUUGGCGGUCAAAAGGCCUCGGAUUUGGUCAUUGGUCGAAAUGGAUCCAUCUCCCAAACAAGAAGCUGACAGGCACCACGAACUUGAGGCGCUUCGCGACAAAAUUGAGCCAUCAACUAAUGCCCUAUUGGCCCCUUCUGGGAAUUCGUCCCGGAUGCCUGACUUGUCGGAAUCUGAGCCGAAUUCCCCUCCAAGAGUGCAGCAGGCGAGGCGAGUUCAGACACCUAUAACCUCUGUACAGGCGAUAGGUUUCGGGAGUCAUCCAAAAAUAGAGACGGCAGAUGAAAAGUUCAAUGUCCGGUCUCGAAAAGCCAGGCUAAUUGGACAAAAAGAAAUCACUCAUCAAUGGGAAAGCCUCAGAGAGAGCGAUAAAACUAACUGCAAACUCGCCCCAACUGGUAAUGAAGAUGACCUCGACUGCAAAGUUUUCAAUACCAAUAAAUCAGCGGGCAAGACGGCAGUCCCCAAACUCCGCAAUGAUGAAGCUCUUCUCUCGGUUACUAAAACUGUGUAA
This is a messenger RNA of Protopolystoma xenopodis, 1089 nucleotides long. The record is from the annotation of a GenBank genome assembly. Lineage: Eukaryota; Metazoa; Platyhelminthes; Monogenea; Polystomatidea; Polystomatidae.